Myotis daubentonii (Daubenton's bat) is the source of this 2014-nucleotide messenger RNA. It is a transcript of the gene CCNA1, whose product is annotated as cyclin A1. The record is from RefSeq and is a predicted model, not a curated record. NCBI's taxonomy places the organism in Eukaryota, Metazoa, Chordata, Mammalia, Chiroptera, Vespertilionidae.
CGCGCGGGGUGGUGGGGGCGCGGUGGCGCUGGCGAAACUAAUCAGCGCUGAGCGCCCAGGCCGGCCGGGCGUCGGCCUCUCCGCCGGGAUCCGGCUGCCUCUCGCCCCCUCGCCCCCCGCCCCGCUCCGGCGGCCCCUCGCUCCCAGGCCCCCAGCGCACUUGCUAGGUGUUGCGGGCACACGUGCCUAAGGCCGGGAAGAGCGAGGCCCGCUGCGUGGCAGGGGAGCGCCCUGCCGGUCACGGGGACGGCCAUGUUCUUUCCCGCAGUGCUGUAUUCUCGGUCUUUGCCGGCCGGAGCGGCGGGGGAUGAGCCUCAGCGGAGAAAGACCCGCCCUUGUUUAGACCCCCAAGAAACGUGGAGCCUUAGUCUCCUGGCUUGGAGGUCUGUCAGGCUGCUCUCUCCUCCCAGGUCUUGGAAGAAAGCCUCAACGGAUUCAAGUCGCUGUUUUGGUUCAAAGCAGCUUUGAUAGCUUAUGCCCCGUGGCUAGCGCCCUUUCAGCCCUAAUCAUUGCUGGGAAGGUCAUCCAGCCUGUGGACACUGAGGUGAUGCAUCUCAGCAGCUCCAAGGGCAGAGUAGUCCUGGCUCCAGUGUCCCGAGGUCCUGAUGUCCGUCAGACGAGAGCUCAGCUUGGCCAGGACCCCCCACAAAGAACAGUGCUAGGGGUGCUAACUGAGAAUGGGCAGUUCAGGAAGACCUGUGACCAGGGGAUCACAACAGUUAGGUGUUUCUCUGGAUCAGAAAAUGUCUUCCCUCAAGCUGGAAAGAAAGCACUCUCUGACUGUGGGGUUCACAUGCCAGCCAAGCAAGGAUUUGAUAUCUACAUGGAUGAACCUGAGCAAGAGGACAAAAACAGCUGCAGUGGGAAAGAGGGAAUGGCAUUUGAGGAUAUGUAUGAAGUAGACACUAGCACACUCAAGUCUGACCUUCACUUCCUGCUGGAUUUUAGCACAGUUUCCCCUAUGCUGGUAGAGUCAUCUCUUCAUGCUAAGUCUGAAGAUGCAUCAGAUUUUGGUACAGACAUGAUAAAUGUGACUGAAUAUGCUGAAGAAAUUCAUCAGUACCUUAGAGAAGCUGAAAUACGAUACAGGCCCAAAGCCCACUACCUAAGGAAACAACCAGACAUCACAGAAAGCAUGCGAAGGAUUCUGGUGGACUGGCUGGUUGAGGUUGGAGAAGAAUAUAAGCUUCGAGCUGAGACUCUCUACUUGGCUGUCAACUUCCUGGAUAGGUUUCUUUCGUGCAUGUCUGUUUUGAGAGGGAAGUUGCAGCUUGUAGGUACAGCAGCUAUUCUUCUGGCUUCGAAAUACGAAGAAAUAUACCCACCUGAAGUAGACGAGUUUGUCUAUAUAACUGAUGAUACUUACACAAAACGACAACUGUUAAGAAUGGAACACCUACUCCUGAAAGUCCUAGCUUUUGAUCUGACAGUGCCAACUACCAAUCAGUUUCUCCUUCAGUACCUAAGGAGACAAGGAGUGUGCAGCAUAACUGAGAACCUAGCCAAGUAUGUAGCGGAACUAAGUCUACUUGAAGCUGACCCAUUCUUGAAAUAUCUUCCUUCAUUGAUAGCUGCAGCAGCUUAUUGCCUGGCAAACUAUACCGUGAACAGGCAUUUCUGGCCAGAAACCCUUGCUGCAUUUACAGGAUAUUCAUUAAGUGAAAUUGUGCCUUGCCUGAGUGAGCUACAUAAAGCAUGCCUUGAUAUACCCCAUCGACCUCAGCAAGCAAUUAGGGAGAAGUACAAGACUUCAAAGUACAUGCAUGUGUCUCUCAUGGAACCACCUGCAGUUCUUCCUCUGCAAUAAGUUUCAGAACUGAAGCACUUUCAGAACUUAACCUCCAGAUCAACAAGAUUGGUCCUCAUUUUUAUAGGUUUCUGCAGGUUGAAUCAUCUUGUGUUGGUACAAUAUAGAUGACAUAUUUUAAAAAGUAUGAAUGUAUUUAGGUUCUCUUAGAUUUAGUAGUUUGUAAAAUAGUCUAACAUUUUGAAAGAAUAAACAACUUGCCUUAUG